CACACACACACACACACACUCUCUCUCUCUCUCUCUUAAUAAUGAUGACAAUAGCGCUGCAACAACAAUAACUACCUUUUUAUGCAGGAGGGGCUACUGGCCAAGGGCAACAGAAAAAAAAGGCCCACUAGGUUGCCAGUUCCUAUAAAAGUCAAGUGAGUUAUCCAACAUUCAGGGACAAAUGUCUUGAAAUCUCCCUCUUAAAAGUCGUAAGAUGGAAAUACAGAAGCAGGCAGGGAGUUCCGGAGUUUUACCAGAGAAAGGUAUAAAUGAUUGAGAAUACUGGUUAACUCUUGCAUCAGCGAGUUGGGCAGAAUAGGGAUGGGAGGAAGAAGAAAGCCUUGUGCAGCUACUGCUGCUGCUAAGAUAAGACAGAUAAGAAGGUGGAUAUGAAUCGUAAAACUAGUUGAGCUGGAGAUAUUUUGAUAUUUUGAAAAUUAGUUUAAAUAUUUAUCACGUCAUAAAAUGUCAUGCAUUCCGCUGUGGCUUCGUUUGUUCUAAAAUUCGUUUUUUUAAUUAAAUUAUUUCCGUAAUUUAGCCGAGUCAUCCCUGUUCUCGUUCUCUCUGAUGAUCGCAGCCCAGGUGGUGACUCAUUAUAUCCUCGGGCUGGCGCCUCUUUUCCAACUCCGCAGUUCUUCAAUAUUUUGCCUAAUAUCUAAUAAUUUCUAUGUGUUUUCGAGUGUUUUUAGGUUCAUGUGUGUAGAUAUUAGUAGCAGAAAGAGAAAGAAAGGAGAAAUAAAGGAGGAUAAGGAAGGAAUGAGAAAACGAAUAGGAAGAAGAGGAGCAACCAAUCCAAGAAGGAGAAACAAGGGAGAAGGAUGAAGAAGAAAUGGGAAAUAGAGGCGGAAUAGGAGACAAGGUAUAAUAUUUAGGUUCAUGUGUGUAGAUACCAGUAGGAGAAAGAGGAAGAAAGGAGAAAUAAAGGAAGAUAAGGAAGAAGGAAGGAGAAAACGAAGAGGAAGAGGAGCAGCAACCAAUCCACAAUACUUAAGUCACCCUCUAUUUCCUCAAUAUUCUAUUCUUAAUAUUUAGCGUUUUAAUGUGUUUCAAGUCUUAGACGUGUAGAUAGAAGCAAUAAAAGGAAGAAGGAGAAACAAAGGAGAAAGACGAAGAAGAAAUGGAAAAUAAAGGCGGAAUAGGAGAAGGAGACAAGGUGUAAUAUUUAGAUGAUCACUGGAGAGGAAAAGAGGAAGCACACAGGAGUAGAAUAUUGUCCCACAUUGGCCACUGAAUGUCAGGAUGAGGGCUGUUCUUCUGGCUGCUGGCUACGGCACUAGGUUGAAACGUGAUCUGCAAAAUGAUACAAGUGGACAGUUCAGUCACCUGGUAGGGACGCCCAAGCCUCUUCUUCCCAUCGGGGGACUGCCACUUAUCUCACACUGGAUCAAAGCGUUCGACCAAGUUCCCGAGAUAACAAGUGUUGUGGUUGUCACAAAUGAUCUUCAUAAGCCACUGUACCAGGCAUGGGCAGAUGGGCUGACCCGGCAUGUGAGGAUUGUGAGUGAUGGAUCAAGGAGCAAUGAGGAGCGAAGUGGAGCUGUAGCCUGUAUGGGGAUUGGCUCUGCAGGAAGUCAGGAGGAUAUUCUAUUUGUAGCCGGAGACACAUUACUUCCAAAUGAUUUUUCCCUUAAGACACUGGUAAGCAAGUUUGAAGCCUUGUAUGACCUUGAAAAGGAGGCUUGCCUUGUUCUCAGUGCUCCAGUUUCAGAGGAAAAUGUAUCUAAGCAUGGCAUCAUUAAAGUGGAAGAGAGUAAUAGAGUGUCACAGUUUAUGGAGAAGCCACAGCCCCAGGACACCACCUCCAGGCUGCAGUGCCCCUGUGUGUACCUCAUGUCCUCAGAAAGCCUACACCACCUUCAGAACUUUUUAGAGGAAAAUCGCAAUGCCCCAUUGAGCUGCCGUGAUGCAACUGGCAUGUUUAUUGGCAGUCUGAUCCAUCAGGCACCUGUGUUUGCCCACCACGUCACUCAUCGCUAUGAUGUGGGCGGCCUCCAGUCAUACCUGCAGUGCUGUCAAGACUUUCAGACAUUGUGAUCUUCGUGAAACUGUGACUUAUUUGUGAAAGUAGGUUUGUACUGUACACACUACAUGUUGGGUUUAUUACAGUGAGUUUUUGGCAGAUUAUCAUUGUUAACUUGGGGCAAUAGAAAACGGGCCCAGCAGACAUCUCUACUGAAUAUAACAAGUUUUAAGCCACAAACUCAACAUAAUCAUCAUGUAUAUACCAGAACAUACAGAAUUACCCUCUUUUCCCCGUGGGAAUGAAUCUGAUUUUGAAGAUGACAGUGAUGAUCUCUCAGAAGAAUUUGAAGAUGAAGAUGAGUACAAUGAAAAUGAAUCCAAAGAAAUUAAUAGUGGCUGGAGAUUCAUUUCUGAUCUAUUCAGUGAUAUGCGUGAAAACCCAUUGCCAGAAUAUUUGGGUGGCGACUGUGGGUUAAGUGAAACUCACAAAGACCAAUUUACAACUCCUGGCAAUGCAUUCAAGCAGUUUUUUGACAAGGAAGUUGUGGAAAAGUUGUGUGUUUGGGCAAACAAACGAGCUGAAUUGUUUUUUGCUCAGUAUCCUGAUAAAAAGGGUAGAAUAAAUUCCAUAAAGUGGAAGGAGGUUCAGGAAAAAGAUAUGUAUUCUUUUUUAGCCCUGGUGAUUACAAUGGGCCUAGUGAAGCUGCCAAGAAUAGCACAAUAUUGGAGAAGAGACUGGGUAAUGAGUGGACCACCUGUAUUUUGCAAGGAAAUCAUGAGCAGAGACAGAUUUUUCAGCAUUCUGAAAUUCUUGCGGUUUUCACCUCCAGAAAAUGUGAAGAAAGAUGACCCACGAACAAGAAUUGAACCCUUCCUCUCAUUGCUCCGCGAGAAGUGCAAGGCAGUAAUUUCACCAGGCAAGCACGUGGCUGUCGAUGAGGCUUUAGUAAUUUGGAAUGGAAGAUUAGGGUUCCGCCAAUACAUCAAAACCAAGAGAGCCAAGUAUGGAAUCAAAGUGUUUGUGUUGUGCCCCUGUGACCCUAAUUGGCAAGGAUAUUCUUGGAAUUAUGAAGUAUAUUAUGGAAAAAACUUGUAUCAAUUGGAUGAUCCAAGAGUAAACAGCCUCUCAAAAUUUGAAAAAAUUGUUGUCUCUCUGAUGAGGCAGCUGCUUGAUGAGGGACGCCACAUUGUCACGGACAAGUGGUAUACAAGCCUAAGGCUGGCACACUACCUAGAGGAGAGAAACACCACCAUUACUGGUGUAGUGCGAAACGGAAAAGGACCACCAAAAGAUAUCGUCCAAUUCCCCCUAGAAAAACGACAGUCCAUUUUUGCAAGAAAGAGGAAUGUUCUGGUUGUAAGGUGGGAAGACAAGGAAAACAUCACAGUCUUGACCACGAAGUACAAUGCUAGUAUGGUGGAAAAGGAGAGGGAGUAUUUUUCCAACCGGAUAGUGUUCCGAAACAAACCUCUUCACAUUGAAAGAUACAAUAAAAAAAUGGGAAGUAUUGAUAAGGCUGACCAGCAUCUUGAGCCAUGUGACAUAAAUUAUAAGAGCUUCAUUUGGUUCAAGAAACUUGGAAUGCAUUUCAUUUUCAGAAGUGCCCUAAAUGCAUAUGUUGCAUGGAAAAACACAUCCAACAAGAAAACUGGUUUCAUUGAAUUCCUGGAGUCUGUUGUGAAGGAUCUUCUGCGGGAGUAUGACCAAGGAUCCAACAAAUUUUUAAAAGAGCAGGAAUCUCUCGCCUCCGAUACUCACCAGUUUAUUAGGUGGGAAAAAAUUGGUAAGCGGAAAAAAUGUAGGGUGUGUUAUCCAAAAAGAAGAGACACUGUCUAUUUCUGCCCAGCUUGUCCUGGGGAACCUGGAUUGUGUUCUAUGACACACUACAAUCAGUAUCACGGAAUAAAGAGUACAUCAAGCAGCAAGAUGACAGAAGAAGGCUCAGAAGGUCCAACAGUGACAGCAGGCAGUGACAACCCUUCUGAGCACAAUGAUGAGCCAACUCCAAGCACCAGUGAUGAUAGAGGAGAUGGAAGCAAAAAGAGGUGUAAAAAAGCAAGAAAAAACAAAAAUGUAAAGAGGAGGAAGCAGUAUCCUGAUGAGAGUGGUUUAUAAUUUGAGGAUGAGGAAACGGUCCAUCUGUGGCUAAAAUAGACACUCAUAGCAAUGAAAAUUGCAAACAAUAACCCUCCAGUCUCUCUCUCUCUCUCUCUCUCUCUCUCUCUCUCUCUCUCUCUCUCUCUCUCUCUCUCUCUCUCUCUCUCUCCUCGUAUUGAAGGGGUUUAAGUCUGAUCUAUUGUAUAUAAUUGUAUUCAUUGUGUUUUUUGAUCAGCUGUAUUUUAUUAUUAAACAUAAAAGUUUACUUCAUAGGAGUGUGACAGUAUCAUACACAAUAUGUAUGUAUGUUUGUGUUACACCAGUUCUUUAUAGCUGGAGAUGGCUGUGAAAGAGUUCCACCAGCAGACUUCUUUGUGCAAUGUAACCACACAAAAAAAAAAUAAAUAAAAUGAAAUAAGAA
Portunus trituberculatus (swimming crab) is the source of this 4481-nucleotide messenger RNA. RefSeq names its product bifunctional protein GlmU-like. Gene Ontology annotation, biological process: biosynthetic process. The coding region runs from base 1240 to 2034 and encodes 264 amino acids. The transcript is spliced from 8 exons. Lineage: Eukaryota; Metazoa; Arthropoda; Malacostraca; Decapoda; Portunidae. The record is from RefSeq and is a predicted model, not a curated record.